Fonsecaea multimorphosa CBS 102226 is the source of this 3999-nucleotide messenger RNA. RefSeq lists its product as uncharacterized. The transcript has a single exon. Gene Ontology annotation, biological process: protein import into nucleus; transcription-dependent tethering of RNA polymerase II gene DNA at nuclear periphery; poly(A)+ mRNA export from nucleus. Lineage: Eukaryota; Fungi; Ascomycota; Eurotiomycetes; Chaetothyriales; Herpotrichiellaceae. Gene Ontology annotation, cellular component: nuclear pore outer ring. Bases 1 to 3999 code for a protein of 1332 amino acids. Gene Ontology annotation, molecular function: structural constituent of nuclear pore; protein binding. The record is from RefSeq and is a predicted model, not a curated record.
AUGUUUUCCACAGACACUUCGCGGAGUCAGUCGCUGCGUCCCAAGAGAACACGUCAGGCAGCAGGCACAGACGACUCUCUCAAAUUACCUCAGGCGAAACGAAAACGAUCUGCCUUGCGACGAGACACCUUCGAACCCCUGACUGAAUCGAGCAUCGGUGAUGGGGCAGGAAGAGAGGUGGUUGAUGGCAAGAGCAAUGGAACCGCAGUUCCAGCUGCGCCGACAAAAGAAUUGACUUUGCGAGGAACCAAAAAGGCAGAAAAGCGCGCCGACCGAGCUACCAGCACCAAUGCUGGCUUGACACUAUCUAAGAACGACUUCUAUACCGUCGCCCAGCUUCCUGCCCUCCCCGACCAGAUACGAAAUCGACCGACCAUCCAAUACUCCUGUGUCAUUUCCCCCGAAUACGGUUACGCGUUGGCAUUGACACAUACCGACGCCAUUAUUUGGCCCUACAAUUCGACGGCAUCAACGCCACAGUCUCGAGAUGUCAUCACCUUCAAACUGCCCUUCCCUCCCGCCUCCGUUGGCGAACCCCUACCACAUGCAACGUUUACCGCAAAAUCUGCGAACGGCGAGCCCGGAAUCGUGGCAGUAUCUGCAAAAUGGGGCAAAGUGGUGUACUGGGAAACCUUGUCUCAUGCUUCCUCUUUCAUACCUGGGCAAGUUUCAAGUGUCCAGGGUUCAAUCCCAGGAAUGAUGAGUGACGAGAUUGUUGAAGAAAUGGUCAAUGCAGAGCCCUCGGGAUUUAUCCUUUCCCUCCGCCGUGGCCGCGUGGCUCACUUGACAAUACGCGAUCAAAUGGGACGACCUGGGAUUGGCGUGCAAUUCUUGCGCAAGGACACAAAUGCCAUAGGGGGUAUCUUUGGGAGCAUCAGAAAUGCCUUUGGUGCGGAUCGACGGAGAGGAACACCUGUCGUCAAAGCUGGAGGCUCGAGCAAGGGGCAGCGCGAUGUGGUCAUCGUGACUGAGGAUGCUGAGCUGGAAUUCUGGAAAACGACUCUGGCUGCCGGCAACACUCUCAAGAACUCAUUCAGCUUCAAGGACGAAAUCCUGGAUGCACUAAAAUCAACACAACCUGAUAUAACGCAAUGCAAGGUUCUGGACGUUGAGCUCUCGGUCGGACCGAGUACAGCCCUCAGCGCAGAAGACACCCAUGUCGGGCCAAUGAUGGUACUUGUUGCCAGCUCGACGGAAGCGGAAACCAGAUAUCACAUCAUCGAGAUGAUUGUCAAUCAAGGAGCGAAGGUCAAAGUGGUGCACCCUGUCACAUGCUAUUCUUCUUCGGCGUCAAAAUCCAGCCACUGGAGGCCGCGACUGUGCGUGUCGAAAUCCCAGCCCGUGGCGUUCAUUAUCUUUGAGACUGCAAUUGUGCUGUUCUCGCUGGCCAGGAUCCGAGAAUCUCCAUCCUCUCAGUUGCUGAUGGAACGCCAAGCACUGCCUGAACCGUUUCAAGAUUGCAUCCGAUUCCAAGAGUCCACUAUCUAUGAGGUUCUUGGCUUCGCGCUUGAAACGACGGAGAAACAGUCAUCUAUUGUUUUUGGAGUGCAGGGUUUUGGUAUUGUGAAAUUGACUUCCCAUCUUCGCGACGAUGAGGAAGUUGAUGUUGAUGAAGCUGAAGAACGAGGUCGAAUAACGGCAAAGAGCAAAAUAGAACAAGCCGUGUUCUUUGGUACCAUCAAACAAAAUCCUCUGGACCUCAAGCACGCCAACCAAACGUUCCCACCCGAGGAAAUUCAAGCAGCCGCUCUGGAGAUCAGCUUGGAGAUAUUAUCUUCCUCGUCCAAACACCUCCCAAAGUCCGCGCCCUCGAUUGACAUGCAAAUGCGGCUUCGCGCCAAAGCUCUUGACGAUCUGGCCGAACAUGUAAUCAACCACUACCCUUCUGCGGUGUCUCGAUUGACGCGUUUCGAGUUGCUACUGAACGCAGAAAAGCUCGCCGCUGCCCAAGCGAUAUGGAAGGUUCAGGAAGAGAUCCAACGAAAAUAUCCCCAAGCCGAUCGCGAGAUGUCGUACUUGGAUUUUACCCUUCGAGCCUUGCAUGAAUCUCGGCAAAAAUACCCCGACCCUGAGAGAGGAGAGAAAGACCGGGUAAGACAUUGGCUUGUGAACAGCGUUAAGAACGUCGGCCAUCUUAUGUCUGAGUUGGUGAGCUGCAUCCCGGAACUUGAACCGAUGGAUGUAACAGACCCAAGAGUGGUUGCCGAUUACUUCAAAGAAGCUAUUGACCUCUGGAUCGCAUCAUACUCCGCCGCCUUCAAAUUCCGUGAGGACAAUGCUCCUCUUUACGGACUCGGAGAUGAGGUCUUCGAAAACGGAGUACUUGUGUCGGGGUUUCCUAUCGAGCUCUCUCAUCCUUGGACCUCAAGUCCGGAGCCGUUGCGGUUCGGCCAGCGCCUGAUAUAUGACAUUUGCAAGUUCUUGAACGAAUGGUGGGAUUUCGCGCACGGAAGAAACAAGAAGAAGAAAAUGCCAACGGACCUAGACGGAAAGCCGCACGAGGCACCCAGCAGAUUGGCCCUCCAGGAAUUGGCCAGUCGUCUACCGACAGAACUCGAACUAUUUUCGCGACUAGUGCGGGAGGAGGUCAUUCAAACAAGAUGCCAUCUCAAAGCCGAAGAAAAGGAUCCCGAAGCGUUGAAGGACGAGCUCAACAACCUCGAGGGUGAAGAGCAGGACAGACUGGGCCAGGCGAUACAAGCUAUUUCGUUGUUCAAUAUGCCUGGUGCGAUCCAGCUAGCGGAAAAGUUGAAAUAUUACGGAGAUCUUGUGACCCUGCAUUUGAACUAUUAUAAGCAACUGGUGGCUGAAGCUCAAGCUGACCCAAGUCUUGUCGAGGAUAAUCAGCGCAAGCUCGAGGAGAUGCAAGAGAAAGCCGAGUCUUACUAUGGAAAGUUUGGCAAAGGAUGGGCUUUCGCCGCUUUCAGUCAGAUGCUCAUCGACGGUGAAUGUGGAAGUCUUCUGGUCAAGGGCCAAGAGGACACGGAGAAGGAAAAAUUCCUCACGUGGUUCUUUCAGAUCGCUCCGAAGGCUCACCAACAUCUCGGCAAACUCAGCUGGAUCCACGAUGUGAUUUCUUGCGACGAUUACCACCGAGCUGCAAGGACACUCGAGGAUGUGGCUGGCGAAGAGACCAGUAAUGUUUGGAACAAAAAGACCGAGCUGGCACUCGGAAAGCUAGCCAGCCUGGCUGCAGAGGAAGAUAGCGGCAAGCACAGAGAUUUGAAAGCAUACGAUGAUGCUCUCUCGAUGAUCGCCAUUCAGGAGCAAGUCUAUAGCCACGUCAUGGCAUCGGUUGGUGCAGCUCUCGAUGAGAAAGCCGCGAUCGAUCUUGCUGGGGACACGUUUGCUUCUCGAAUAGUGACGAAGAGCCCCGCCUUGAGAAGAGAGCUGAAGCAGCUCUUGAAGUCGCUGAUACGCCAGACGCCCUUGAGCGCAGAAGAACUGGUCAGUCUGUUGACAUUGAUGGAUCCGGUUGAAUGGAGUGGACCUCCUGAAGAGGAUCCUGAAGUCGAGGGCCAGGAGUUUAUUCUCGCCCUGAAUGUUGUGGAUGAAUCCCGCUUGCCCGCUCCAAAGAGGGAUGAUCUUCGAGCGCUUAUCUGGAGAAGAGCGAUGAUUCGCGAUGACUGGCUUGUUUUGAACGAGACCGGUGGGAAAGAUGAUCAACGAGUGGCCGAAGAGAUGCAACAGUCCAGCCUAUUCCGCAUUCUGGAGCAUACCUUCCUGUUGGAACAGGUCGAGGGAACUCCGAUUCAGUUGUUCUCCCCCAGCGACCUUUUACGCCGUGAAGUGUUCCCUGUCAGCCUCCAGGAUAGGCUGGCCGAAAACGAAGUGGAGGGUCUCCGAAAGGACAUGGAAAAGGAACAAGCGAAGCUCAAGAGUUUUGUGGAGAAGGGACGAUUGGAAGAUCAUUAUGGUGGGCUGGUCACUUCUGCGCAAAGGAUUGCGAGGGAUAUUCUGGAUGAACAGGGCGAACAAUUGGCGGACCAGGUCGUAUAA